This is a messenger RNA of Carassius auratus (goldfish), 611 nucleotides long. RefSeq names its product syntaxin-18-like. The record is from RefSeq and is a predicted model, not a curated record. Lineage: Eukaryota; Metazoa; Chordata; Actinopteri; Cypriniformes; Cyprinidae. Gene Ontology annotation, cellular component: SNARE complex; endoplasmic reticulum. Gene Ontology annotation, biological process: retrograde vesicle-mediated transport, Golgi to endoplasmic reticulum. The transcript is spliced from 5 exons. The coding region runs from base 15 to 518 and encodes 167 amino acids.
GCGACGUGUCAAUCAUGGCUGCCGAUAUAACAUUAUUAUUCAAAGCGAGCGUGAAAACGGUGAAAACGAGGAAUAAAGCGCUGGGUCUGAUCGAUUCAUCUAGCAGAGACGCGACCGGAGGAGCGAAGACACCGACACCGAGACCGAGAGACAGAGACAGCUUCGGCGGGAGAACCAGAGAAGUGAUCUCGAACAUCUCGAAGCUGAAGGACUUCCUGCUGCAGCACAGGAAGGAGUAUGUGAUCGCCGCGGGUGUGAUGUGUUCGGACGUGUCUCGUAUGACGGACAGUGAGAGAGAUCAGAUUGACCAGGAUGCACAGAUCUUCAUGAGGACCUGCGCAGACGCCAUCGGCCAGCUGCGAUCUGACAUGGGCAAACAGGUGGUCUCAGCACAGGUGAGGGAUCAUCGUGCAGCAGUGCUGGAUCUGAUCGAGGCGUAUCUCAGAGGUGUGUGUAAGCUGUAUUCUGAACAGAGAGCUGUACGUGUGAAGAGAGUCGUGGACAAAAAGAGAUUGUAAGUAUAACACACGCACGCGCUCACUCAGACACACACACACACACACACACACAUGAAAAACAUCACUGUAAACACACAUCAUCAUGUCAUUCCU